Messenger RNA from Emys orbicularis (European pond turtle), 654 nucleotides. RefSeq names its product SFT2 domain containing 3 (gene SFT2D3). Lineage: Eukaryota; Metazoa; Chordata; Testudines; Emydidae. The transcript has a single exon. Gene Ontology annotation, biological process: vesicle-mediated transport. Gene Ontology annotation, cellular component: membrane. Bases 1 to 654 code for a protein of 217 amino acids. The record is from RefSeq and is a predicted model, not a curated record.
AUGGCGGAGCUGAACCGGCAGUUACAGGAGUACCUGGCUCAGUCUAAGAAUGGCAGCGGCCCCGGCCCAGCGGCCCCGAGCUCCUCGCGGCCGACGCCGGAUGCAGCCGACGCCGGAGGGAGGACGUGGCUUGGCCGGCUGAGCCCCUUCUCAGGCCGCUCCUCCUCUUCCUCGUCCCCGGCGGCCGGCUCGUGGCCCUGGGCGGCCGAGCCGGACCCCUGGCUGCCGGGGCUGUCGCGCUGGCAGCGGCUGGUGGGGAGCGCGCUGUGCCUGUUGCUGGCCGCGCUCUGCUUCGGCCUGGCCGCGCUCUACGCGCCGCUGCUGCUGCUCCGCGCCCGCAAGUUCGCGCUGCUCUGGUCGCUGGGCUCGGCCUUUGCGCUGGGCGCCGCCGGCUUCCUGCGGGGGCCGAGCCGCCUCCUGCGGGAGCCCAGCCGCGGCACCGUGCUCUACCUCGGCGCCCUGGCCGGCACCCUGUACGCCGCGCUCGGCCUGCGCAGCACCCUGCUCACCGCGCUCGGAGCCGCCGCCCAACUCGCCGCCAUCGCCGGCUGCCUGCUCGCCCUGCUGCCCGGGGGCCCCGCCGGCCUGCGUUAUCUCGGCGGCCUCCUGGGCGGCUUCGUGCGCCGCCGCGUCUCCAAAACCCUGCCCGUGUGA